AAUGCAAUGGCUGAUUGAUAGCACAAGCAAACUACCCCUCAAAACAAAAGUUAUAAUUUAUAAACAACUCAUCGCGCCAAUUUGGCAAUAUACAUUGCCCGUCUGGGGACCGCUUGCAAGUCAAACACAAAUCGAUCGCAUACAGACUAUGCAAAAUAAAAUUCUCAGAUCGAUCGCAGGUGCACCAUGGUACGUGCGCAAUAGCACCAUAAGCAAUGAUCUGGAAGUUGCAAGUGUAGAUGACGUCUACAAUGAGGCAUGUAGCAAAUAUGUGCAGCGCCUUUUGAAUCACAGCAACUGCCUGGCUAAAGACCUAGCAAUCAACCCAUAUGUACCGCAGCGGCUAACUAGGGAGAGGUACAGCCGAAUGCUACAAAGACAUAUGCCCCAUGUGCAGCGACAGCAAGAGCAGCAGCUGCUAGAAGCUCAACAACGAAUGGCAGAAAUUGAGGCACACCGACCUAUACAUGGAAGAUCUGUUGAACGGCCACUAACUGCUCUGCAGCAAAGCAUUUUGGAGCGCCUUAGUAGGCAAAGAAGCUAUCAACAACAGCGCGCCGAACAACGAGAAGCAGAACGCGCACAGCGGAGAAUAGAGAGGCAACAAAGAGAAGAGCAACAUAGACAGGAAAUGCUUCGAGAACAUCAAGAGUCGAUACAAAUAUAUGCUCAAAUAUAUGCGCAAAGAGAGCAGGCACUACAGCGGCUAGAAGAGCGACUACAAGCAAGACGUCUGGCAAGGCAAGCGUACUUCGCUAUGCCACCGGCCCAACAAGAAGCCGUGCCGAUAACGAGUAUUUUUAUAUUUCCAGCGAACUCUGCAGCAGCCAACCGCAGCGCAAUGGGCAUUUCUCCAACGACGAGCACCCACACAAACACAACAACAGCACAGGCAACCAAUACGGCGUCGGCUAUCAGCUUGUCUGUGAGGCACACAAUUGACGGCAUACCAGAUGUGCAAAAUGGCGAAGGAUUUACUGAUCUCGUUAUCAUGGUUACGUUUAGGUGCAUUCAGCGCUCAAAUCAGACAACUCGACCAGAGCAGCUUCCACGUCAAUGGCGUCUGAUCGAACGGCAACUGCAACAAAGAUUGAGAAUCAGAAGAUAUGCUGCAAGAAGCUAUUAUCUGAUGCAUACUACCAGACGACAGCGGCUAGCACGUUUGCAGCAAUUCAGACUCCAAUAUCCAGCACAGUGGCGAUCAAUCUGGCGACGGCUGCUCCUGCGAACUUUGGACUCGAAUUUGUGGUACCUAGAUCAGCGCUGGUCAACAUGGCGACUCCAGUUAAUCAGGCUGCAAAAUAUAUUCCGCUGGUUGACCAACAGACGACAUGGUGGUAGCAGCCGCUACUUAUCUGACCGGUAACAACGGCUGAGAUGCAAGGAUUGCAUGUUUAUAAUCCACUAAUUCAAACAAAGAUCAACUACUCACACUUCGAAGCAGUCGUUAUGAUCAAAUUGGCUAUAUCGUUUAGCGCCUUCUGAAGAGUGCAAAUAUGCACAUCGUCCACCUUCUCCAACAAAUGCAGCACGAAGGAAACCUGAAAAGAAGACCAUGCAGCAUAAAUAUAAGAUUAUUAAAAUUAAAUUCAAAUUUAACUUACCUUUGAAAGACACAAUAGCUAAAAGCUGUGCCUGUUAACAGCGGAAAA
Molecule: messenger RNA, 1652 nt
Organism: Drosophila virilis
Lineage: Eukaryota; Metazoa; Arthropoda; Insecta; Diptera; Drosophilidae
Source: RefSeq, a predicted model, not a curated record